This is a messenger RNA of Ipomoea nil (Japanese morning glory), 2217 nucleotides long. RefSeq names its product zinc finger BED domain-containing protein RICESLEEPER 2-like. The coding region runs from base 1 to 2217 and encodes 738 amino acids. Lineage: Eukaryota; Viridiplantae; Streptophyta; Magnoliopsida; Solanales; Convolvulaceae. The record is from RefSeq and is a predicted model, not a curated record. Gene Ontology annotation, molecular function: DNA binding; protein dimerization activity. The transcript has 6 exons.
AUGGACAAUAUCAGUAUACCUAGUUCUGGUUGUGAACCUCCCAAUUCUUCUGCUGAAGGAGCAACAGCAGUGGAAGCCCAAACUGUUGACACAACUACUCAACAGACUGUGCUCCCUACUGCUGCAGUUCCUGCAAAGAAAAGGAAAGUGGUUGAAUCCAGAUCAAGAGUUUGGGAUCAUUUUCAAAAGAUUACUGAUAGUAAUAAUGUUACUAUAGAAGCAAAGUGUAUCUACUGUGCAAAAUUGUAUCAAUGUCAAUCAAAAAAACAUGGUACCACAUCUUUAAGGAACCACAUGGUUAGCUGUAUGAAAAACCCUCACUCUAAAGAUACUAGGCAGUCCCUUCUGACAUUUCAAGCUGUUGCUACUAGUGAUGCAUCUGAACCAACUGUGGGAGAUUUGGGGACUUGGGUAUUUAAUCAGGAAACCAUUAAGAGAGCCUUGGUAGAAAUGAUUAUCAUAGAUGAACUUCCCUUUAUAUUUGUUGAGGGGCAAGAGUUUAGGAGGUUCAUUGCAGUGGCUUGUCCUAGGUUUAAAAUUCCAUCUAGGUGGACAAUCAGUAGGGAUAUCAAUGUCAUUUAUGAAGAAGAAAAAUUGAACUUGAAGUGCUUGUUUAAGGGAAACACUCAAAGAAUGAGGAGUGGAAGCUACAUAAAAAAAUUAUCUUUUGUCCCUGUUACAUCACAUAAGGGUGAGUAUAUUGCAAAAGCACUUGAAAGUUGUUUGAUAGAGUGGGGGCUUAGGAAUGUGUUUACUGUGACAGUAGAUAAUGCUUCAUCAAAUGAUGUUGCACUUGGUUUUUUAAAAAGGAAAGUGUUGUCUUGGGGAUCAUCUAGUGUGAAGAGUAAGUAUCUUCACAUGAGAUGCAUUGCUCAUAUUCUGAACUUGGUGGUACAAGAUGGUCUAAAACAAUGUGAUAUUGCUAUUAAGAGGGUUAGGGAGGUUGUUAGAUAUGUCAGAAGUUCUCCUUCAAGGUUGAAGAAGUUUAGGGAUUUGGUAGAGUAUAGUGGAAUUGAGCAAAAAACAUCAUUGUGUCUUGAUGUGCCAACAAGGUGGAAUUCCACCUAUUUGAUGUUACAGUCUGCUUUGAUCUACCAGAAAGUAUUUGAUGACUAUGAAUACAGUGAUAACUCUUCCAAAUCUGAUCUGUGUGAUUCUAUUCCUACUUCUCUGGAUUGGGAGUAUGUGAACAACUUGGUUAAGCUAUUGAAAUGUUUCUAUGAGAUGACUAUCAGAAUUUCAGGGUCCCUAUAUGUGACAGCUAAUACAUUUUUCUCUGAAAUAUCUGAUCUGUAUUGUAUCUUGAAUGAAAUGGUGGAAGCUGAUGGGGCUGUGAAACUAAUGGGGGCUAACAUGAAAGCAAAAUUUGAAAAAUAUUGGGGUGAUAUUGAUAAAAUGAAUUAUAUGAUUUUCUUUGCAAACAUUUUAGACCCCAGGGACAAGUUAGAAUAUAUGCCAACUCAAUUAGUUCAUAUGUAUGGUGACAAAAAAGGAAAAGAUUACCUUGAGAAAUUGUUGGCUGCUUUGAAUGAAUUGUAUGACGAUUAUGCUGUGAGUUAUAACCCAUCUGUUGUCCCAGCUACUGGUUCUGGUUCUGUAGCGUCUGUUAAUCCUGUUGUUGAGUCUGUUUCUGCCCCUGUUGGGAGGCCACAACAUCUAUUGAAGGCCCAAAUUAAGAAAGAAAGAAUGGAAACUGGUGGGAGGAAAAAAACUGAGUUGGAAUAUUAUUUGAGUGGGGCAAUAACUGAAGAUGAAGGUUCAUUUGAUAUACUGAGAUGGUGGAAGGUCAAUUCUGCAAGGUUUCCUAUCCUUUCUAAGAUUGCUAGGGAUAUCUUAGCUAUUCCUAUCUCAACUGUUGCCUCAGAAUCUGCCUUUAGUACAUCUGGGAGGGUUUUAGAUCCUUUUAGGAGUUCUUUAACUCCUAAAAUUGUGGAAGCCUUGGUAUGUACCCAGGAUUGGCUUAGGCUGCCAAAUACCCCCAUUUCAAUUGAAGAAAAUCUAGAAGAAUUAGAAAGAUUUGAGAAAGAAUUUAGUGUUGAUGGUGGAAGUGCAUCUGGUGGGAGGACUUGUGGAACUACACUUCCAAGUAUUCCUGCAAUGAAACUUGGUGACUUUAAGUUGCUUCCCUUGAUGAUUUUUGAUAUUUUUUUGCAAAUUGGCAAUGAUGAAAGCUUCCACCAAAGAUCUGAAAUAAGGAUUAAGCUGGAAGAAGAAUAG